Molecule: messenger RNA, 2780 nt
Organism: Pararge aegeria (speckled wood butterfly)
Lineage: Eukaryota; Metazoa; Arthropoda; Insecta; Lepidoptera; Nymphalidae
Exons: 3
Coding region: 451-2520 (689 amino acids)
Source: RefSeq, a predicted model, not a curated record
UAAGCGCCGCCAAAUACGGGACGAAUCUCGAGUUUCGCGCGCGCUGGCACCGCCCCAGCGCCGCCGAGCCUGCGGACUCCUAUUCGCGUCUAAUGCUCAUGGAAAACACGUAAAAACGCAUUUAUUUCUGUAGCCAGCGGCCUCUAAAUUUAGGCCGUAAAGCAAUACGAGCGAUUUUGGUCGCGGCCGCGUUGUCUGUAUUUAGACGAGACGGCGGGCGCGAGUCGCGGCUGCCUCUUGCCCAAGUGAUACCGCUGCAGCACUGCACCCGCCAGCUCGCGCGCCCGGAAGCGACCACUCGCAGCUCCCGCACGCUUGCAGGCGUCGGAACGGUUCCUCGGAGUGUGUCCUUCUUACACAGUGACAGUGCCCGGGAAUAGUGCCUCUAUUGGAUAGCGUGUCUAAGAGAUAGUGUCUUCAUCGGUGAUAGUGUCUCAGUCAAAGAUUUGGAUGUCGCAGAUGCUCCCCGAAGCUGGAGAAGUAAUGCGGCGCGCGGCAUGCGGCGACGUGUGUUCCGCGCCCGCGCCGCGCCUUCAUAACGCCACCACCAAAUCGUCAGAAAACAAAGAGCUGCUGCGUCAACAGCUCCUCUCCGCCAGCAAGGAUCGCAACGUAGAGAAAGCUGAGCCACCGAAAACAAAGCACACGAGAAGCAGACAGAAGAACCGAUGGAAGCUCAAAUUCCACCACCAGGCGCUGCCUCAGGAGUACCUCGAUCAUUAUGAGCAGAGUUUGCAGAAAGCAAACAACAAGAAACCAAUAGAAAAGCCAAAAGAACAAAACGCUGACAGUAACUUUACCAACGAGACGUUUAAAAUUUGGGCGCAGAGGCUUGCCGGAGUGCAGAAUGAGGCAGGGUCUUUGACUGCUCCUAAUUCUUUCAACAUGGCAGCAAAGAAGGACGAGAAGAAAAAGAAGCCCCCAGCAAUCGCACCCAGCAAGAUUGUGACUUACGAAGAUUUACCGUACAUGGGAGAGAUGACGUUGAACAAUUCUAAACCAAGACGCGGAAGGAAGCCAAAGAAAGCAGAUAUCUGUCAUUUAAUUUACGAAAAUUAUGGAACUGUAGUACCGGGACAGCCCCCCCCUCAAGAUCGACAAAACAAUCUUACAAUGGGCCCUCCGUUCAGAAGUGUAGAUGCACCACACAGUACGUCAAAAACAGAUUUACAAAAUAAGAUAAUCUCAAAUUUAUUGGAAAAGAAACUGUCACAAGAGUAUAAGAGGAGGUUAGAAAAUCCCUCUCCACAUCGAUUCUGCAGCCCCGAUGAACCAAUGCCAGAAGUGCCUAUAACUACAGCUGGUCCUUUGCAUAGUGAUGAUGAGCCCUUAAAUCUUUGCAUAAGAGAUUUACACGAUUUGAAGUUGCAAAUACAAAAGAAAUUUGGAAAUAUUUACACAUCCAUGCCUGAAGUUAAAGCAGAAAUUGAGGAUACUUCCGAGCAAGAAAGCGUCAAAAGCGAACAGCCAAAUGCAAUUUCUGUAAUUCAGAGGAAUACGAAUUGCCCCCCAACAGCCAAUAGUUCACCGGAUCUAUCGCGCAAAACUAGGAAUAUAUCGCCUACUCUAUCAGAACCUACUCAGUCAACAGCCAGUCUAGAUGAUGACAAAUUUCCAGGAUAUAUUUACUGGCCAAAUGCUGGAAUCUAUAUGCAUCCUUUAGCUCUACAAACACAAUUGUUGUACUACCAAAGGCUAGCAGCGUCCGGCCAGCUCCCAUUUCCUGCCGAAGAUCGUGACAAAUUGUCCACACCGGGAAAUGAGAAUAAUUUAACAGAUCAAUCUCCAGAUGAAAGUAAAAGCAAGUUAGUGCUCAAACAAAUUUCAGAACUUCUAGACCCUAAAGUUAUCAAACAAGUCGAAGAAACAAAAAGUCCGGAACCUCCAAAAAAGAGGGCGUCCCCUAAUCCCGCACAAGGUCCAGUAAAGAGGAAACGUUCGGCCAUAUUCAUACCGCCGAUGCCGGCCAAAAGUAAUUCCACAACACCUACAACUGAAGUCAGCAUUUGUAAAUUCAAGUUUACAGGGGGAUCAAAACCUUCAUUACAGGAAAAGAAGAUGUUAUCAGUGGAUUCUGGAGGAAACUUUAGAUACUACAGCGGGACCGGGACCAAAGGGAAUAAUAAAGGGUUCGAAUAUUUACAAAAAGACGCGAAUGCCGAUAGAACGGAAGCAGUCGGAACCUCAGUAUCAACUUUGCCAAAGGCUGAUACUCAGAACAGUGUCAAUCUCAAAGAAGAUUUAAACAAAAAGAAAAGGAAGUCCAGGAAAACAUUACAGAGGGAAAAGUUGGAGCAAACGUUUAAAGAAAAGGGGUUUUUAAUACAGACCCAACAACUGCAGUCAGCUGAAGGCGCCACGUAUUGUAAGUUUAGGCAACUGAGGAAAUUCACGAGGUAUUUGUUUAGGAGUUGGAAGGACUAUUUACCUGGCGAACUAGAUGAUAGGCAGAGCGCAGAAAUUGGACCCGAACCGACUGCAACUGAAAAUCAAAAUGUUGCGGGAGAAUGGACAAGUUGAAGUUCUAGGUUUAAUUUUAGACUUUCAAUAUCUUUUAUCUAUUUGGGAGAGUAUUAGGAAAUUUAAAUGGUGGGAAAGCUAUCGUAAAUCAGUAUUGUUCUUAUAUAAAUCAGUUGCCCUAUACUCUCUUGGACAAAUAAGAAUAUAAAAGCCAAAGACUAAAAAAAGCUACUUGAAAACUGCUGGUGGCUGAAUGAUGCAUUUAAAUAACAUAAUUGCCUGUUGUGAGACUUAUUGUUUGGGUGUUUUCAAUCGUUUUU